AGUUAUAGUAGGGGGAUCCAAACAAAGAGACGUGGCUACUGUCUGAUAAUGGCUGACAUACACGUACACAGUGACAUCGACAGUGCUGCCAGGGCUGGUGACUUGAGUGCUUUGAAAGACGCCAUCAAGAGGGGAGAUGAUGUCAACAGUGUGGAUGAGGAUGGGUGGACUCCACUUAUGAAGGCAGCCAGUGAAGGUCACACUGACAGUGUUAGAGAGCUGCUCUCCUCAGGAGCCGUGGUGGACCUGGCUGAUGAGGGUGGGUGGACUCCACUCAUGGUGGCAGCCAGUGGAGGUCACACAGACAGUGUUAGAGAGCUGAUUUCCUCAGGAGCCGUGGUGGACCUGGCUCGCAAGGAUGGGUGGACUCUACUCAUGGUGGCAGCCAGUAGAGGUCACACUGACAGUGUUAGAGAGCUGCUCUCCUCAGGAGCCGUGGUGGACCUGGCUGACAAGGAUGGGUGGACUCCACUCAUGGUAGCAGCCAAUGGAGGUCAUUCUGACUGUAUUAGAGAGCUGCUCUCCUCAGGAGGAGCCGUGGUGGACCUGGCUAACAAGUAUGGGUGGACUCCACUCAUGGUGGCAGCCAGUGAAGGGCACACUGACUGUAUUAGAGAGCUGCUCUCCUCAGGAGCCGUGGUGGACCUCGCUGACAAGGAUGGGUGGACUCCACUCAUGGAGGCAGCCAGUGAAGGUCACACUGACUGUGCUAAAGAGUUGCUCUCCUCAGGAGCAGUGGUUGACCUGGCUGACAAGGAUGGGGACACUCCACUCAUGUGGGCAGCCCUCAUCGGAAAGGAAGAUACAGUAAGACAGCUUCUCUCAUCAGGGGCUUCCCUUCUCUGCACUAAUAAAGAUGGAAAGACUGCUCUGAUGAUGGCCAAGGAGGAAUCACCUCGCUCUAACCCUUCAACAAUAAGGCUGUUGGAAGAAGCUGCUGAAUCACAUGACCAUGGUACAUUCAGAGAACAGGUGCCUUCUAAACUAGGACCAUCCGCUAAACGAGUCACUCUUCAAGAACUAGUAGAGCAAUACAAUCUGACUGACGAGCAACUCAACAGUGAAAUAGAGGUUCCUGAUACUCCCGAAUUGGCCUUAUGUUUUGAUGAUGUGGAACUUUAUUCGAGUGCAAUGGGGCUAGCUAUUGCUGAACAAGCCGAUGUGAACCAAUCACGUGGAACUCAAGCAGCCAUGAUGAAGUGCUUGCAAAUCUGGAAACAACAUAAUCCUUCACAAGCAACUUACAGAGCUCUACUGGAUAUCGCACUGAGAUUGGGGAAAGGAGACACAGCUCAUCAAAUCUGUCAGCAAUUGACCCAAUUCAAUAUUCAAAACCGAACCUACUUAAAAAAACUGGAUGAGCUGAUGGCCGACAAAAGUGGUACUAUAGAGAUACACUACCUCAAGACACACUUCAUUGGUCCCUCGGGUCUUGGAAAAACAACCACUCGACAGCGGCUUGUUGGAUCCAUCACUAACCUGUCUUUGCUGCCUGAAGAUCAAAGGAAACGUUGCAGUACAUUACUAGCCGAGUGUCAACAAGUAUUGGCCUUUGUGGACAAAUCUGGAACAAAGCUUGAAUUCAAAGCAUCUUCAAGUCUAGAGGAAGAAACACAGUUUAUCUUCUCUUACCUUAUGUCCUGUGAACCUAUUGAAGACAGCACUGUCAGCAAUACUAGUACACCUAAAGAACAGCCCAAAAAAGAAACCACUGACCCAAAGAAGCAAACUCAACUCAAGAUCGAUGAAGCUGCUACUGUACCCAAAGAAACGGUAUCACCAACACCGGUAUCACCAACACCAGAACCACCGGAAAAGGUUGUGAAAGUGACCACUGUAGAUGUUGGAAAGGUUGUCUCGAGACUCCGGAGUAUUGUGGGUUCAGGAGAGUACACUAAAGAGCUGCUGAACAAAGUCCUACUAAAUCUGGUCGAUAUAGGUGGGCAGCCUGGAUUCGUGGAGAUGUUUCCUUUUCUAAGCAAAGGCGCAGGGAUUUUCCUAGUAUUCUUUCGACUGGACAAAGACCUCGAUGACAUGUGUCAAGUCUCCUACGAACGAGGAAAGGACAAGAUCACACCGUACGAUUCAACGUACACAAGCAGAGAAACGCUCUCUCAAAUCCUGUCAGCUAUCAGCCACCAUACCAAGAUUGACUCAGACAUUGACAGAGAGCAGUGUAGUAAACUGGGCUCUGCUAACUUCACUGCCCUAAAGCCUGUUGCUACCCUCAUAGGUACUUUCAAGGAUGAACUGGCAAUGCAAAUCAAAGUCGAUCUUCUGUACAAGAAAUAUUGUGCCUCCACAAAAGCUGUCAGCAAAAUCGAUAGUACCACUGCCUGCAAGAGCGAUAGUACCACUGCUAGCAAGAGCGAUAGUACCACUGCCAGCAAGAGCGAUAGUACCACUGCCGACAAGAGCGAUAGUAGUACCACUGCCGACAAGAGCGAUAGUACCACUGCCAACAAGAGCGAUAGUACCACUUCCAGCAAGAGCGAUAGUACCACUGCCGACAAGAGCGAUAGUACCACUACCAGCAAGACCACUGCCAGCAAGAGUGAUAGUACCACUGCCGACAAGAGCGAUAGUACCACUGCCGACAAGAGCGAUAGUACCACUACCAGCAAGAGCGAUAAUACCACUGCCAGCAAGAGCCUAAAUGAACAUGAACAAAAAAAAGCAAUUCGGAACAUUUUGACUCAACAGAAGAGUGAUGAGCCUGCUAACGUCAGUGCAGAAGACAUGGCUGCCAUUGAGCAAACAGUCAGCCAACACCUCAACUCAGACACUUUCAAGAAAGAUGUCCAAGACUGCUUAGAGCAAAAGUUGACAGAGAAAAACGAAGCUGUGAGCAAGAUUACCAGCAAGUUUGAGAAAUUAUUUUCAAACCCAAAAGACAAGAAGUUCAUAGCAGUCGACAACUACGAAGGCACUGAUUCUGAUAUGGAACCUCUUCGUGAACAUCUUCAUGGCAUAUUUAGUAGCUAUUUCAAAGAUGCCAAGCUUCGAAUUCGCCCACAACAGCUUUUGUUGGGAGUUGUACUGAGAAAAGAGUAUGACAUUGUGUCAAUGGAAGAAUGCAUUUGUAUCGGUACCGAGGGGUUGAAGAUGAGUGAGGAGGAAGUUCGAUUCACCGUUUGGUACCUGGAUCGGUACGUUGGAGCUUUGAUCUAUCAUCCAGAGAUCAAGGACAAAGAUGGUUGGUUUGGAAACUUUGUCAUUUGCAACCCCCAAGUGGUAUUCAACAGCCUCAGUGUUCUCGUUGUCAAGCCGCUGCUGGAGCUCCAUUCUGAAGAGGGCAAUAUUCAGUUUAAUGAUAAUGAGAGAAAAAAUUGGAUACUCAAGGGUCAAUUCUUACUGAAAACAAUAACUCGAUGCCAUUCGGAGGAAAACCAAGGGGUGAAGAAAGACCAGUUGAUUCCUGUUGAGAACCUGCUCAUACUACUCGAGCAUUCUCACCUUUUGGCCAAAAUCACAACAGUGGAGGAAGACCAUACCACAGAAGAAGUUGAAACGACAUAUUUCAUCCCCGCUAUUCUCAAGUGUGCAUCUCGCGAGGAACUAACAAAACCACCCCCCACUGGCAUUGAUACACCCUCUCCAAUCAAGAUCACAUUCAAACCUAAAUACGUUCCCAUUGGAGUAUUCUGUGCCAUGAUCAGUGAAUUGGUCUCAAGGGGGAGUACUGGAAUUCUGGGCAUGACUUGGAAACUUGCCACUGAUACCUCAGUAAAGAGAAACCUCGUCUCCUUUCACAUUGACGAAUCUGCCAAGCAUUUUGUUACCCUAAUUGCUCGUAUCGAUUGCUACGAGAUACGGAUUAUUCGACAGGACAGGGACCAUACAAUGCACGAGCUUUGUUCCUACGUCCUCUCAACCCUCCUGUUGGUGAUGAAGGAUGUUAGUCCACUACUCACUCCAAUCAUUGCCUUCGACUGCUACUGUGGCAAACAUGAAGAUGGUUCCAAGCUUUGCCUCCUCACACCUGGAGCUGAUCCCUGCUUUAAAUGCACCAGCAAAGUCUCUCUGAGUCCUCACCAAGAAUGCUGGUUCGCAGAAGAAGUCAGCCUGGGGGAUGAUGUGUUCCUCCUUGCCCUGCCCUUUGCCUCUAAGCGAGAGUUAAGGGACAAGAGCCUCUCUUUCGAGUGGAGCAAGAGAAGACCCGGAAUUAGUGGGACUGAAAAUGAAUUGGAAGUCAAGGCCCCGUCAAAUAGUUACUUCAAGGGCUUUAUCAGUUGUGAGAUCUCCAAGAACCAGAAGCAUUUCUUUACCGUGUACCACUGCCUCAAAGAGAGUGUUGAGGACACCUCCAGCUCUGAAACUGAUCAGCUGUUUGCAGAUGUGAAGGAAGUGAUCAAAGAGAUACGCUCUGACUGGUACAGCCUGGCUAUAGAACUGGACAUUGACUAUGCAACUAGGAAGAGUCUUGAGAAGGACUAUCGAUGGGUUGAGCCGUGCUUUGAGGCCAUGCUGACACACUGGGUGAAGCGCUCCUCUCCUCCCCCCUCCUGGUUUGCCCUUGUUAGAGCACUAGAGUCUCCCGCCAUUGAUCGUGGGGACAUUGCAACAACCAUUAAGACAAAAGCUACCAGCGACAUCUCUCCUGAUAUUUGUCAUCUCACUCACGGUGGUCUGGCAGAGAGGAUAGACAUUGAACACCCUCUACUCAACAACGAGAUUGAGACAACAGAGUUCCCAAUUUUGGCUUGUCAUUUUGACAACGUGAAAAUGUACAGUCUAGCGUUGGGACUCACUCCUGCUCAGCAAGCUGAUGUGAGGCAGAUUAAAGUUUUAGAAGACACGCAAACGGCCAUGAUGGAGUGCUUGUCCCUAUGGCAGAGGAGUAACCCAGCUGCUGCAACUUAUAGAACUCUAGUGAAACUACUCCUAAGAUUAAGAAAAUAUGAGAUUGCAAGUAAAGUAUAUAAACAUUGCCUAGAUAAUAGUAAACUUACAUAGUACAUGUGUAGCGCAUUAUUUGUUUUGUGAUUAGCCUGUAUUUUUAUCAGGUUAGUAGAGUUUUAUACCGGUAGUGUGUUUUGUAUUGCCCGUAUUGGGUUCAUGUGACACGGCAGGUCUUGUCAAUUG
Halichondria panicea is the source of this 5085-nucleotide messenger RNA. RefSeq lists its product as uncharacterized. Lineage: Eukaryota; Metazoa; Porifera; Demospongiae; Suberitida; Halichondriidae. The record is from RefSeq and is a predicted model, not a curated record. The coding region runs from base 49 to 4956 and encodes 1635 amino acids. The transcript is spliced from 17 exons. Gene Ontology annotation, molecular function: protein binding.